This is a messenger RNA of Mangifera indica (mango), 1092 nucleotides long. Its product is annotated as ER lumen protein-retaining receptor A-like. The transcript has 6 exons. The record is from RefSeq and is a predicted model, not a curated record. NCBI's taxonomy places the organism in Eukaryota, Viridiplantae, Streptophyta, Magnoliopsida, Sapindales, Anacardiaceae. Gene Ontology annotation, molecular function: ER lumen protein retrieval receptor activity. Gene Ontology annotation, cellular component: cis-Golgi network; membrane; endoplasmic reticulum. Gene Ontology annotation, biological process: endoplasmic reticulum to Golgi vesicle-mediated transport; protein retention in ER lumen. The coding region runs from base 142 to 789 and encodes 215 amino acids.
GAAAAUGACUAAAUUUGCACGCAUCAUCUGCGUAGACCUCCUUCUCCUCUCUCUCUUCUAGGGAUCAAAAAAAUUCGAUUUCCAUUUUUUUUUUUCUCUCCUGAAAUUGAAAAAGAGAGGUGCGAGCAAUACUAAACAACCAUGAAUAUCUUCAGAUUAGCUGGUGACAUGACUCAUUUGAUGAGUAUUUUAGUCCUUCUUCUCAAAAUCUACGCUACCAAAUCUUGCUCCGGGAUUUCGCUCAAGACUCAAGAACUCUAUGCGUUGGUGUUUUUGACGCGUUACUUGGAUCUCUUCACCGACUUCAUCUCUGUUUACAACACUGUGAUGAAGUUAGUAUUCAUCGUGAGUUCACUAGCUAUUGUUUGGUGCAUGAGGAUGCACCGAGUUGUGAGGCGUUCGUAUGACAAACAACUUGACACUUUCCGUCACUACUUUCUUGUUGCUGCGUGUUUUGUGUUGGCUCUGAUUUUAAACGAGAAGUUUACAUUUCAAGAGAUCUUUUGGGCAUUUUCUAUAUACUUAGAGGCAGUUGCUAUUCUUCCCCAGCUAGUUUUACUACAGCGAAGUGGAAAUGUUGACAAUUUAACGGGGCAAUAUGUGUUCUUACUUGGAGCAUAUCGCGCACUCUACAUUCUCAACUGGAUUUAUCGCUAUCUGAAGGAGCCACGAUUUACUCGAUGGAUUGCUUGCGUCUCCGGUGUCAUCCAGACAGCUCUCUAUGCUGAUUUCUUCUAUUACUAUUUCCUUAGCUGGAAGAACAAUGCAAAACUUAAGCUACCAGCCUGACCAAGCAGAGAUGUGUUGAAAAAUCGACGUGUUGAGCUGAAGUAUUGUUAAAGUGUUUACUCGAAGUCUUUCAUAAACUCACUGCUAGCUGAUACUUGUGAAGAGGAUACAUGAUUUAUAGUUCUUUUCUUUUUUAUUAGAUUAAAAUACCCAUGUCCGAAGAGGUUUUAAUUUUUUGAAAUUUCUCCAGCCUUCUCAUUUCUUCUAACAUGCAAAGAUGAUUUUGGGAAGGCGAAUUCCAGAUCUGCCUAACAUCAUAGUUGGAUUUCUAAUCGGUAUAAAAUUAAUCAGAUUUUUGUCUCC